CUGUCAUUCGCUGUUCCCUUCAUUCGCGAUUUGCUCAUCGUUCUUUCCGAUCGAACUUUUCUGACGAAAUGUGCUGGCGGAAUUUUUCAUCGAAGUAAAAAGUCGUUAUCUCCGGAAAAUAUAAGUUCCAAGAUUUUGGAAAAGUGCUGAACCUGAACGGUUACGUUUGUGCAAAGUGGUUUUAAUAAGUGGUGUUGGAGAUUUAUUUGCCAUUUCCCGAGAUGGAUAGCGUUACGGUGGAAGAUUUACGCCGGCUGCCGGAAAGCAUUAGCUUCCCGAACGAGGAGGAAAAGGUUUUUGCCUACUGGAAGCAGGAAAAGGUGUUCGAGGCGUGCCUGAAGCAGUCCAAGGGAAAGCCGAGGUACACCUUCUAUGACGGGCCUCCGUUUGCGACCGGCUUGCCCCAUUACGGCCAUAUCCUGGCGGGAACGGUCAAGGACAUCGUCACUCGCUAUGCCCACCAGCAAGGCUAUCACGUCGAACGUCGUUUCGGCUGGGAUUGCCACGGGCUGCCCGUCGAGUACGAAAUCGACAAAACGCUGAACAUCCGCGGCCCGGAGGAUGUGGCCAAAAUGGGCAUCAAAGCGUACAACAACGAGUGCCGGAAGAUUGUGAUGCGCUAUGCCGACGAGUGGGAGCAGAUUAUCGGUCGGAUGGGACGAUGGAUCGAUUUCAAGAACGAUUACAAGACGCUGUAUCCGUGGUACAUGGAAUCGAUCUGGUGGGUGUUUAAGCAGCUGUACGUUAAGGGCAUGGUGUACCAGGGCGUUAAGGUGAUGCCGUACUCGACGGCGUGCACGACGGCGCUGUCGAACUUUGAGUCCGGUCAGAACUAUAAGGAAGUGACCGAUCCGGCCGUGUUCGUUUCGUUCCCGAUUGUGGGCGAUAAGGAUAAUGCCGCCCUGAUUGGCUGGACGACCACCCCUUGGACCUUGCCGUCGAACAUGGCAUGUUGUGUGCAUCCCGAGCUCAUCUACGCUCGCGUGAAGGAACUCAAAACUGGAAAGGUGUACAUUAUGAUGGAAUGUCGCAUUGAGUCGCUGUUCAAGGGUCCGGAAAAUUACGAAAUAUUGGAUCGCUUCCCGGGUAACAAGCUGGCCGGUGUAAAGUACGAGCCAUUAUUCGAUUACUUCAGCAAGUAUGACAAAGUGGGUUUCCGUGUGCUUGUGGACACUUACGUCACCGAGGAAUCCGGUACUGGAGUGGUACAUCAGGCUCCGUACUUUGGCGAGGACGAUUACCGCGUUUGUUUGGCCAACGGAGUUAUUACGCGUGAUCAGGAGAUCGUUUGCCCUGUUGAUCCAAGUGGAAAAUUCAUGGAUCCGGUUUCUGACUUCAAGGGCCAGUACGUGAAGGAUGCCGACAAGCACAUUAUCAAGUUGCUCAAAGAAAGAGGACGUUUAGUGUUCAGCAGCCAGGUGAAGCACAACUAUCCAUUCUGUUGGCGAUCGGACACUCCGCUGAUCUACAAGGCCGUCCCAUCUUGGUUCGUCCGGGUCGAGCAUAUGACGAAACAGCUGCUCAGCUGCAGUUCUCAAACCUAUUGGGUUCCUGAAUACGUCAAGGAGAAGCGUUUCGGAAAUUGGUUGCGAGAUGCUCGCGAUUGGGCCAUCAGCCGUAAUCGUUACUGGGGCACACCGAUUCCGCUUUGGAUUUCGCCCGAUGGUCAGGAAAUUGUAUGCAUCGGAAGCAUUGAAGAGUUGGAGAAGUACUCCGGAGUUCGGGUGAACGAUCUGCAUCGCGAAAGCAUCGAUCACAUCGAGAUCCCAUCGGUUGUGCCGGGAAAUCCUCCCCUCCGUCGAGUCCCGGAGGUGUUCGAUUGUUGGUUCGAGUCUGGUUCUAUGCCUUUCGCUCAGAACCACUAUCCUUUUGAGAAUGCUUCGGACUUCCUGAGCAACAGCUUCCCGGCCGACUUUAUUGCCGAGGGUAUCGAUCAGACGCGUGGUUGGUUCUACACGCUGCUGGUCAUUUCGACUGCUCUUUUCAAUAAGCCACCGUUUAAGAAUCUGAACUGUACCGGACUCGUUCUGGCCAGCGAUGGGCAGAAGAUGAGCAAGCGCAAGAAGAACUAUCCUGAUCCGAUGGAAGUGGUCCAUAAGUACGGUGCGGAUGCGCUGCGACUGUACUUGAUCAAUUCGCCGGUUGUUCGUGCUGAGAAUUUGAGAUUCAAGGAGGAAGGCGUCAAAGACAUCGUCAAGGACGUUUUCCUGCCGUGGUACAACGCGUUCCGAUUCCUCCUGCAAAACAUCGACCGGUUCGAGAAGGAGGAAAAACUCGUCUACCGUUAUGAUGCCGUGCGCCAUGCCAAGAACCGGUCCACCAACGUGAUGGACGUGUGGAUCACUUCCUUCAAGGAGUCGCUGCUCGAUUUCGUCGCCAAGGAAAUGAAAGCCUACCAUUUGUACACGGUGGUCCCGCGGCUGACCAAGUUCAUCGAUCAGCUGACCAAUUGGUACGUGCGCAUGAACCGUAAGCGUAUCAAGGGUGAGUUUGGCGUUGAGGAUUGCUACCACGCGUUGGACACUCUGUACGACGUGCUGCUGGCGAUGGUUAAAAUGAUGGCCCCCUUCACGCCAUAUUUGACCGAAUACAUGUUCCAGCGAUUGAGGCUGUUGAACACGGAAAAGAUUGAGGGAAGCGUGCACUUCCAGAUGAUGCCCGGAUCGAACAAGAAGUACAUCAACGAGCCCAUAGAGCGAGCAGUUUCGAGGAUGCAGGCCGUCGUCGAAUUGGGUCGCGUAAUGCGGGAUCGGAGAACCGUCCCGAUCAAAUACCCCUUGACGGAGGUCAUCGUUAUCCAUCAGAGCAAGGAGUAUCUGGACGACAUCAAAUCGUUGGAAAACUUCAUUUUGGAUGAGCUGAACGUGAGGAAGAUCACUUUGAGUUCGGACAAACAAAAGUAUGGCGUUAAACUGCGAGCGGAACCGGAUCACAAAGUGCUGGGCAUUCGAUUGAAGAACGACUUUAAGCAAGUUAUUCAGGCGGUAAAGGCUUUGACCGAUGAGCAGAUCAACGAGCAGGUUAAGAUCGGACACUUUACGGUCCUUGGACACCGUAUUGAGUUGAACGAACUUCGAUUGAUCUACCAGUUCGAUGAGAAGCAGACGGAAGGUCACAACUAUGAAGCUCACAGUGAUAAUGACGUCUUGGUGUUGCUGGAUAUGACGCCCAACGAGGAACUUAUGAAAGAAGGCGUGGCCCGUGAGAUCAUAAACCGCAUUCAAAAGCUCAAAAAGAAGGCUAAACUGAUCCCGACGGACCCUGUUCUUAUUUAUUACACCGUCAGCAAGGAUGGAGAAAUUAAAAGCGUUGCAGAAAGUCAUCAAGAGUUCAUAGUCAACAUUGUCAAGUCUCCAUUCCUGCCCUACGGACCGGAAGCUGCCUCCAAGCAAGCGUUGAUCGAGGAAUCCCAGGAGCUAAAAGGUGUCCAGCUGAAUCUUGUCAUUUGCUCCCCUAAGGAUCGACCCAUCCCUACCAGUCCUUGGGUGAAUCUAGUUCUGGACGAGAAGAUCACUCCACGCUAUCAAGGUAAGCCAUCGCGAGAGGCAACCGUACUGUUAACCAACAUCAAAGGCGAUCUUCUCACCCUGAAUCAACUGAACGUCGAGAUCCACUCUCUGUUCGGAUUGAAUGAUCAAUCAUACAAACUGCUCACAGCCGACGGAAAGCAACUCGACCAAGUCGAUCUCAAGCUUAACCAGCAGACCGUCUUCAUUACCCACGGAACUAGUUUACCCAACGGGUGGAAACCGGCGAAAGCGCCCAGCUGUGCCUUCCGAAACGUUGAAUACAAGGGCCGCAAAGCGACCCUGCUCGCAGAAAACCCCGUUGGAGUGAAGCUGAACGUGGAACAAGUCAUGAAGAGGUUUUUCCCCGAUGCCAAGCAGUUGAAGGUGAACUAAAGUUUUGCGCGUAACUUUCUUAUUAUCACUUUUUGUGCUAUUUCAACAGGAUUUGCACUAUGCAAGCAGUUAAUUUUGCUGUGAAACAUCGUGAAUUUGGGUUCACCGAAGAUGAACCGAUAAAAGUGUUUGUUAUUACAUACAUACAUAACGUUAAUAUAAGUCCUUAUUCCCAAGUGAUGAAUUGAAA
Messenger RNA from Aedes aegypti (yellow fever mosquito), 4092 nucleotides. It is a transcript of the gene IleRS, whose product is annotated as isoleucine--tRNA ligase, cytoplasmic. Bases 222 to 3902 code for a protein of 1226 amino acids. Gene Ontology annotation, biological process: isoleucyl-tRNA aminoacylation. Lineage: Eukaryota; Metazoa; Arthropoda; Insecta; Diptera; Culicidae. Gene Ontology annotation, molecular function: tRNA binding; isoleucine-tRNA ligase activity; aminoacyl-tRNA deacylase activity. The transcript has 4 exons. The record is from RefSeq and is a predicted model, not a curated record.